Molecule: messenger RNA, 1038 nt
Organism: Gasterosteus aculeatus aculeatus (three-spined stickleback)
Lineage: Eukaryota; Metazoa; Chordata; Actinopteri; Perciformes; Gasterosteidae
Source: RefSeq, a predicted model, not a curated record
AUGACGACGACGACGACGACGACGGUGGUCCAGCCGUCGCCCGGGACCGCGACGGGGAGAGCACGGCGGGCGGCCCGGGUGCUUUCCGGCGCUCUGCGGACAAAAGCGGGGCGCCCUCGGCCAUUCGCAUACGGCCAACGCGCAUGGGCUGCCCGCCCUCGGGACUCCGGCCGAUGGCUCGAGCACGGCCCCGCCGUGCCCUUCGGCUUCUACACCGCGAGGGCGGCGGACCCGGAUCGCGCCGGAGGGAGGUGGGGCACGGCCGCCGCCCCGCACGGCAACGGCUACCAGGACGCCGGCGGCGGGGGGCACCACCACGCGGACGGGGUGCUCUACCUGGGGUCCCGGGGGUCGCUGGCUGACACCUUGCCCCUGCACAUCGCGCCCCGCUGGUUCAGCGCGCACAGCGGAUUCAAGUGUCCUGUCUGCUCCAAGUCUGUGGCAUCCAAUGAAAUGAAGGUUCACUUCAUCAUGUGUCUAAGCAAGCCACGCCUCUCUUAUAAUGAUGACGUGCUGGCAAGAGAUGCCGGUGAGUGUGUGAUCUGUCUAGAGGAACUGCAGCAAGGGGACACCAUAGCCAGACUGCCAUGCCUCUGCAUCUACCACAAAAGCUGCAUAGACUCGUGGUUCGAGAUCAACCGGUCCUGCCCCGAGCACCCCUCCGACUGAGCGACCAGCCGGCGCCCUCUGAAUGCUGUUCAAGGACAAGUCGGGGAUCCUGCCGUGGACGUCUGGACACAGACGUCACCAAAUCUGAUGAACCCAUCAAAGCGCCCAACUCAUGCUUAUCCCGCCGGAAUCCAUCCCCCUAACCGAGAUCAUGAAUCCCUUGUGAGCUGAACCCAGAAAAUGAUCCAUCGUCCACUAAAAGGGGCCCCUCCCCAGGCCCCUGGUGUCACAUCUGCUCCAGGCUAACAGCGCUACAUUAGCCGCAGGCUAACAGCCCUUCAUCCCAACGCAGCAGCUCGCCUUCCACCUCGCGUCUGUGACCCGUCUGUGAUCCGUGUCCAACCCCCGGGAGGGGGAGGAGGGGGGGGG